GAAUGGUCGAGUUGGAGCACUUGUUCCAAGUCAUGCAAUGAAGGAAUUGAAAUGAGAAACAGAACUUGUGAGCACUGUAACACAACUUUGCCAACACAAAGCUGCAAGAAUCAACCAUGUCCGGGUACGUAGACGUUACAGGGCUUCUAAACAUGGCUUGCGCUGGUCAGCGAAACAAUUCACCUUAACGAUUAACAAAUAAAUGGCCUUAAGCAAAGGCGUUUUGAGUGACGAAGGUCAACCGUAAGUGGCGUUAUGCAUAAUUGGGCAGUCGUUUUACCCAAAUUUCGGGCACUGAAUCGUAGCUAUAAGAGUGAAGACACUUAUUAAUAUAAAUUUGGUGGCGUCAAGACUUUUAAAAAGGAAAACGCCUCACUACCAGUUGACGCGCGCCCCUUAAAACGCUCUUACCCGUAAUUUUCUUGGUCUCUCUAGAUCUAUUUCUACCAAUGCAAGCUACAACACCAUAAACCAGCUAGCUAGUCAGUCAGACCAACAGCCAUUUUAGUCAUGUGAAGUGACAGUUACCGAUAUCAUCACUCAGUGGCAGCGACGUCUGCAGUUGAUAAAACCCGGUACUUUAUGGUCUGAUCAGUAUUGCGCCCACGAUCAACCUUCCUGUAGACUGGCGUUGUAAAGGGCAACUUUGAUUCGCUCACCCAUUUUCUUGUCCUGUCUCUUCCUUGGAUGUUGUUAAUGUCAGGACGCUUCUCUUGUGUAUUUUCUUCCUUUACAGAUAUUCAAACUCAGAUUAUUGUGAUCGUCGUAGUCACAGUUGUAUUCAUCUCCAUCUUAACAGCCGUUGUUGUGGCUAUCUUUUUUGUCAAAGGAACACAUUCCGGAAAACCGAGAGCCAGGUUAGUUCGCAUCAAGUUCGAACAAAUACCACUUAACUGAUGCGGUGGGAGAUAAGCUACUUUUUAUUCUAAAUAACUGGGCCAGGGGUGAAUACAGUUUUGGAAUCGAAUUCUGUUUUGAAACAUUUGAGAAUUAAUCACGGCCCCAAAGUUUUGGUGCUGGUGGUGGUGGUAAAAAAGAGCAUUAUGAUACAUGCUUGUCAACUGCAAUGGAAGUCACAAGUACUAAUGAGACAUACAUUUGAUGUAAAGGAAGACUGGCGCGAAACACUUUUGCGGCUAUUCAAGAGUUAAUAAAUAUUGACUCCCUCCCCUCCCCUCCCUUCCUCUCCCUCACGCAACCAUGGUGCUAAAGAUGAACCCUUAUCAAAACUGGGGAAAUUGGGUUUUUGAGAGUUUGUUCUUUGUGAACGAUCAUUAGGCUAACAAACCCUGCGUUGACACCGGCCUUUUUCUCAAAUCUAAUCGUCAGCUCUUUUCAAUGAGGAACUACUAGUACCGUUUUCUGUUUCCCAAACUGAAAAUGUUUGUGGGUACAAGGUUGAAUAAGACACAAAAAACCAAACAACGUACAACACAAAAAAACUUAAGAUGGCGGGCAAGUGGCCGUUCAGAGUAAAGAGAAAACAAGAGUGACUGUAUUCGUCGAGACAAAUUAAAACGAAAUCUGCAAGGCGUCUAAACUUGUCAACGUCUAUGGAAAACUAAUGUGCAAACGUCUUUAUAAAUAUUUUGCGCUGCGUUUUUCACUGAUUGUCUCCCUUUUCUCUGACAGCUCUGUCGACUCAAGCAGGAGACUACGAACCAUGACUCUCAAAAAGGUUCCAGGGGGAAUCAACGUAGAACACAGAGGGUUUCUAUUACAGCGCUUGAUAGAGAGCAGAGGUUCACUUCAGACUAGUAAAACUACGUUGAAGGACUAUGGAGAAUCUAAACUAUGA
Messenger RNA from Porites evermanni, 1798 nucleotides. The record is from the annotation of a GenBank genome assembly. NCBI's taxonomy places the organism in Eukaryota, Metazoa, Cnidaria, Anthozoa, Scleractinia, Poritidae.